AUGCUGGAGAGCUGGGUGGAGGGCCAGGAGGACCCUGGGCCACCGGGCUUCAGCAUGAGCGAGCUGGAGAAGGUUCCUCGAGACAAGGGGCUCGCCACUGGGGCGCGAGCUCCCGGGGCGCUGGCGCGCGUGGCCGGGGGCGGAGGCCGCGCUCCUGCAGCUCGGCGCGCCGGCCGCCCGCCCGGGGCCCUGGGUGCGAACCGAGGCACCGCGCAGCCGGGCCCGCUGUGGCCGGAAAGGCUGGCGGAGCUGGGGGGCCCUGCGCGCGCCCUGGGCCCGAGCGACCGGCCCUCGGUGGUGGCGAGGCCCGGCUGCGCGUCGGGAUCCCGAGGGCCCGGCGCCCGCCGGGUGCUGGGCUGUCCCCGCUGCGGGCCGCUGCUCUCCGGGCGGACGCUGUCCAGGGGGCUCGCGGGGUGCUCGCGCUGCGUGGAGCCGGGGAGGCGCGCGAGCGUGGUGCCGACCCGGCUGCUGGACAGGUGCCGCCGCAGGCUCGCGUACCAGGCGCGGGGCCUGCAGCGCCAGCAGCAGCCCGAGGCCGCGCUGCUCAGGUGCCAGCAAGCCCCGGACACGGGUGACCCCGAUGACAGCGCAUUAUUGCUGCUUCGAGCAGAGCUGUAUUUAGCCAUGAAGAACUACAAGCAAGCCCUGCAGGAUACCGACGCCAUUUAUCAGAGGGACCCCUUCCUGACCAAGGGUCACCACAUAAAAGCUCAGAUCCUCUCCAGAUUGGGAAAAAGUACAGAACUGUUAGAAGAAUCCAUCUACUGCCUUGCUUUAAAUCCAGAAUGUAACUCCGUGAAGAAAGAAACCCAGAAGGAACGCCAGUUCUUGGGUUUUAUCCUGGGCCUCCCCUGGGAAGAGGGUGCAAAGGCCUUGGAGAGUGUCAUCCCAGCAGCGCCGAGCACGGUAGAGAGGCAGCUUCCAAGUGAAGAUGAGUGUGAUGUGAUCACCCCUGAAAAACAUUCCCAAGAAAGAUGCAAGUCCUCCAACCAGAGGAGCAUGAGCUCUCCCGAGGAGCCAGAGUUCAUGACUGACGUGGCUGACUUUAAGUGUGCUCUGUGCAUGAGGUUGCUCUGUGAACCGGUCACUACCCCUUGCGGACCUGCGUUCUGCCUGAAGUGCCUGGAGCGCUGCCCUGACCAGGCUCCGCACUGUCCGCUCUGCAAAGACAAGCUUUCAGAAGGGAGUUUGUUGCCAACCAGAAAUUUUAAUGUAACUGUUCUGGCUGCAGAACUGAUAUUCUGGUAUUCAUCGGACGAGCCGAGUGACAGGAAGAGGAUUUAUGAUGAGGAAGUGUCAGAACUGUCAAAGUAAGUGCGUAUGUCACGUGAAGUGGGAGGUCCAGAGUAUGAAGAACUCGCUUCCCUCCACAAUUCCGUUUACCAGCAGUCUGUCUCCUGGUUUGCUUCUCUCCAGGAUCACGUGAAAAAGCAAAUCCUAAGCCAUUUUGGGUCCACGCCAGACAGGGAGCCUGAGCCGCAGGAGGGCAGCAACUCCAGUGGCCCUGCCUGGCCCCGGUGGGUUCUGGCCGGGUUGCCAUUGGAAGGAAAGGCUCAGCUGGCCAUUCUCGGCAUGGCCGCCUGGAAAGAGCGUCUGCUUGCCAUUCGGCAGUUAUUAGUCACCAUCACUCGUAAGAUGAAUAGCCAAGAGCUGGCUAACAACGCAGACAGAGAGAACUGA
Meriones unguiculatus (Mongolian gerbil) is the source of this 1680-nucleotide messenger RNA. RefSeq names its product LON peptidase N-terminal domain and ring finger 2 (gene Lonrf2). Lineage: Eukaryota; Metazoa; Chordata; Mammalia; Rodentia; Muridae. The record is from RefSeq and is a predicted model, not a curated record. Gene Ontology annotation, molecular function: protein binding.